CAGCUUUGCUAGAAAGUUGCACACACCAUUCAGCAUCCAGACUUGAGUUAUAUACUCAGCACCCCGGAGCGUACACUAGGGAGUCGAACUGUUGACACCCGCUUCCAAAUUAGCAGCAGUACAUCCAAUCUGUAUUCACAACAGAAAACCCGAGAACGCAACAUGUCGCUCGACCUCGACUGGGAGCUCUUCGACCGUGCCUUGUGCGACCAGUUCUUGGACAAGCUGAACGCCGUCCUGCAGAAUGCCAAUCGACCAGACUUCCUUGGUCCUAUUUCUGUCGAGGAAUUUGAUGCUGGGGAACAGGCGCCAGAAUUGGAAAUCAUCGGCAUUCAGGACAUUUGGUCGGAUUUUUUAUCGAAUGACGACGAGGAGCUGACCAGUCAUUCUGGUGCUGCAGCGGCCAAGGACAUGCGAGCACCUGGCCUUGGCCGUGCAUCUGCCGAUCCUCAAAGAAGGUUGAAGGAUGCCAUGUCAAAGAAGGACAGUAAACUCCGGGCUGGCAUCUCCCCUCUAGAGCUUCACACAUUUCGACACUACACUCCGUCCACAGCACAAGAAGUCGAUGCAAAUUCCCAAGCGUCUGCUGGUAGCACACCAGGUUGGAAUGGGUCAUCAUCGUGGGCCAAUCGCAGCAUGACUCCAUCCAUCGCUUCAGCAGGGCUAGGGAGUGCCAGCUUCUUUUCUUCUUGGCAGAACCACCAGCCCUCCGCCUCGAACUCAAAACGACCGUCGGUCGCAUCUCGAGUUCCGUCUUUCAGUCGCCAACCCCACUCUUCUGCUUUUCCUCACGGUACACUUCCUCUACAUCUCCAUGGUCGACCAUCGACUGCACCCCCCACUCGCAACGCAUCUUUCUCUUCCAGACAGCCAGCCUCACCCAACCCUUUCGGAGGGCGUCCUGAUGAGGAGGAUUUGGCAGCAUCCUAUACGAUGCAGAGGUCCACCGAGGUCCCAUCAUUGCAGAUCAAAAUGCACAUGCGUUGGCAAACAACAUCUAUCCGUAUUGGGUUUAAAACUGCCGUGCUUAUCAAUCAACCUUGUUUCAUGUUCAUGGAGUUGCCUUUACAAGUCACGCUGACUGGCUUGGUCUUGGACGGCACGGUGCUGCUUGCCUUCGACGGAUCACAGGAGACUGUGAACAUCAGCCUUCUUGACUCCGACGAGCUUAACGGUAAUACUACGCUUCCCAAUGGCGCAGAAAAUCCCUCCUCUUUCUCCCGAAGCGCAGGCGCCUCUCCACAGCAGGCCAAUCCAUCGGUCGCAGCAUCAAAGACUUCCGGAUCCGCAGCGAUUAUUACAGCAAGCACGGGACGACCACAAGUCCAAGCGGGUACAACCGAUAAAAAUUUUGGCGCUCGAUUAUUGCCUUUCAUGACGUUCGAGAGCAGUGUUGGGGAGGAGGCGAAGCACGUGCUGCGGAAUGUAGGCAAGGUCGAGAAGUUUAUUGGAGAGCUUGUGCGCAAGGUCAUUGAGGAUGAACUUGCCUUUCCGAAUUAUUACACUGUGGAGUUGUGACGUUGCGUGCGCAAACAACUGUUUGAGGCCCAGGUUGCUUCGCCACGGCCGCCUGCCCAGGAAUCAGGCGAGGGACGGGAGCAAGUGUCAAAGUGGGAGCGCCCGUUCCAUACUUCUGCUUCCUUCGGCAGUCCUAUACCUUAUUAAAUUAUUAUGACACAUGCACGAUGCAAUACAACAUGA
Tilletiaria anomala UBC 951 is the source of this 1701-nucleotide messenger RNA. RefSeq lists its product as uncharacterized. Gene Ontology annotation, biological process: phospholipid transport; mitochondrion organization. The transcript is spliced from 2 exons. The record is from RefSeq and is a predicted model, not a curated record. Gene Ontology annotation, cellular component: ERMES complex. Gene Ontology annotation, molecular function: lipid binding. Lineage: Eukaryota; Fungi; Basidiomycota; Exobasidiomycetes; Georgefischeriales; Tilletiariaceae. Bases 163 to 1518 code for a protein of 451 amino acids.